AUGAUUUCCAACACGUUGUCGCAGAGGCCACACCUUUUGAGGCGGCUAAUCCCUCAGCACCAACAAUGGCUACAGCGAUCCAGAUUUAGUCGCACAAGUCAAAACCUCCAAGAUGUCUUCCACGCGCAGCGAGAAGAUCCGGUGGCCUCGUCGAUUCUCUCCUCGCUAAAGACCUCUCCCCGGGUCCCUCAAACGCUUACAGAAAAGAUCGUGCAGCGCUACGCUGUGGGCUUACCCAAGGACAAAUACGUAAGAUCGGGAGACUAUGUGACAAUUUCACCACACCAUUGCAUGACUCACGACAACUCAUGGCCCGUCGCGAUGAAAUUCAUGUCGAUCGGUGCUUCCAAAGUGAAAGAUCCCAAACAAAUAGUGACAACGCUAGACCAUGACGUUCAGAACCGCUCAGAAGCAAAUUUGAAAAAGUACAGACAAAUCGAAGAGUUUGCUAAGAAGCAGGGGGUUGAUUUCUACCCGGCUGGAAGAGGAAUCGGUCAUCAAAUCAUGGUCGAAGAGGGCUACGCGUGGCCAGGGACAUUAGUGGUUGCGAGUGACAGCCAUACAAAUAUGUACGGUGGACUAGGCUGCCUUGGAACACCUGUAGUGAGAACCGAUGCCGCAAGCAUCUGGGCCACUGGAAGAACUUGGUGGCAAAUCCCACCUGUCGCCAAAGUGACUUUCAACGGGGUACUCCCAGCAGGUGUCACCGGCAAAGACAUCAUUGUUGCGCUCUGUGGGCUCUUUGACAAAGACGAUGUUCUCAACCACGCCAUUGAAUUUACUGGCUCGGAAGAGACUAUGGCUAGUCUACCUAUUGAUUCACGGUUGACCAUUGCGAACAUGACAACGGAGUGGGGAGCUCUCGCUGGACUAUUUCCGGUAGAUCAGAUGCUACAGGGUUGGCUUCGGGCAAAGGCCACCAUGUCUGCUCUUGACGAAUCUGAAGGUCGAACAGGAAACCCGCGAUUCUCCCAUCCCAGACUAGACGAGCUAUUCGAGGCCAAUCUUGUUGCGGACAAAGGAGCCCAAUACGCAAAACAGCUCUACCUCGACCUCAACACUCUUUCUCCAUAUGUGUCAGGACCCAAUUCCGUCAAAGUAGCCACUCCACUUAAUGUUCUUGAGGAGCAAGACAUUAAGGUCAACAGAGCUUACUUGGUCUCAUGUACGAAUUCGCGAGCGUCAGAUCUUGCUGCUGCGGCCAAAGUCUUCAAGGACGCAGCAGCAGCCAAUGGAGGUCGGAUUCCCAAGCUAGCAGAAGGCGUCAAGUUCUAUAUUGCCGCCGCAUCAUUACCUGAACAACAAAUUGCAGAGGACGCGGGCGAUUGGCAGACUCUGAUUGAAGCCGGUGCCAUCAAGCUCCCUGCUGGGUGCGGCCCAUGUAUCGGUUUAGGAUCAGGUCUACUUGAGCCAGGUGAAGUCGGUAUCAGCGCGAGCAACAGAAAUUUCAAAGGACGAAUGGGAAGCCCUGACGCCAAAGCAUAUCUCGCGAGCCCUGAAGUUGUGGCUGCAAGUGCUCUGAGUGGAAAGAUCAGCGGUCCUGGCUGGUACCAGAAGCCAGAGGGUUGGUCUGGGGUGGUCCGAGGUGAGGGUGACGGCAUUAAGGAGGAGGAUCGUAUGAUCACCGCCGAUGAAGCAUUUCAGAAAAUUAUUGACCAACUCGACGGCAUGAUUGAGACAGCAGAACAGACAUUCGGUGAAGAAGAGCAGCCGGUAGUAGAGCAAAGCACGGGCACUACCCAAGUGUACCCAGGAUUUCCGGAGCGAGUGGAAGGGGAGAUCAUCUUCUGUGAUGCCGACAAUAUCAACACAGAUGGAAUCUACCCUGGAAAAUACACCUACCAGGACAAUGUUUCUGUGGAGAAAAUGGCCGAAGUCUGUAUGGAGAAUUAUGACCCGAAAUUCUCAUCUCUGGCAAAGCCUGGAGAUAUUGUGGUGAGCGGCUUUAAUUUCGGGACAGGAAGCAGCCGCGAACAGGCCGCCACUGCUCUCCUAGCGAAGAAGAUCCCUCUGGUUGUAGCAGGCAGUUUUGGCAACAUCUUUUCGAGGAACAGUAUCAACAAUGCUCUCAUGGGUCUCGAAGUUCCCAAGCUUGUACAACGCCUUCGAGAGACCUUCUCAGCGAAGAAGGGUGCGACCGGCACCGAGAUCACAGAGCCUACAGGCAACAAGGAAAGCCAGGAAAGUCUUGACUCACCACCUCCAGCACCGACCAAAGCCAUCGAGCACCAAUUGACCCGGAGAACGGGAUGGACAUUGGUUUGGGAUGUGAAGAAAUCACAGAUUGAAGUCACUGAAGGUCCAGGUGGGAAAAAUUGGACCGAAAAGGUCGGAGAGCUGCCACCUAAUGUGCAGGAGAUCAUCGCCAAAGGAGGUCUCGAGAAGUGGGUCCAGAAAGAGAUCGCAGCAUCAUGA
Molecule: messenger RNA, 2415 nt
Organism: Exophiala bonariae
Lineage: Eukaryota; Fungi; Ascomycota; Eurotiomycetes; Chaetothyriales; Herpotrichiellaceae
Product: mitochondrial Homoaconitase
Exons: 2
Coding region: 1-2415 (804 amino acids)
Biological process (GO): L-lysine biosynthetic process
Molecular function (GO): 4 iron, 4 sulfur cluster binding; homoaconitate hydratase activity
Source: RefSeq, a predicted model, not a curated record